Messenger RNA from Drosophila takahashii, 346 nucleotides. RefSeq lists its product as uncharacterized. The record is from RefSeq and is a predicted model, not a curated record. Lineage: Eukaryota; Metazoa; Arthropoda; Insecta; Diptera; Drosophilidae.
AUGAAGGGCUUAAACUUUUUUGUCGUGCUGGCUCUAUAUUACCCACCAUUUGGUGCUGCUAUUAUUCAAAGUCCAGUCUAUACUACAAUAUGCAAGCGAACUGGCGGAUCAAUAACUUGUUAUCAGGACAACACUUGGGGCUUCGAUGAGAGGACUCGUAAAUGCUUUCGUGUACGUAAGGGUUAUGGACCAUGCGGCUUUUUCGAUGGCAAAAAGGGUUGUGUAGACUUUUGCCUCAAGACCAGCGGAUAAAACAAUAUAAGAUUUCAGUACUAUAUGGAAAACUUGAAAUAAAUCCGUUUCUUAAUUUAUUAAUAGCGCUAUAAAGAAUAUGUGCUGAACCCGA